UUGUAAUAAAUGCAGUAACAAACUAUUUACUAUUUAUGGGAAAACUUGUCAUUGUAUCCAUUACAGCUGUGACUUCGUACUACAUUUUUGCUACUAAACAAAAUAUUUAUAAAGGCAUUCCAGUUCUCAACUUUUAUCUGUUACCACCUAUAUUUAUCACCAUUGGAUCAUACCUCAUUGCAAAAGCAUUUUUCAGCGUCUAUGAAAUUGCUAUUGAUACAAUGUUCCUGUGUUUUUUGGAGGACUGCGAAAGAAACGAUGGUAGUGAAGGAAGGCCUUAUUAUAUGUCUAAAGCAUUGAUGAGCAUUUUCCAAGGGAGCAAGAGGUACAAAGAACCAGGAACUGUCAGCUACCAUUGACUAAUUUUCACUGCUCUGAAAAGAGUUAUGUCAUGGUUGUUAUAUACAAAAAUACAAGAGUUUUACUAGUCAUUGUUUGAAGUUUAUUUUACCCCAAAAAGAAUGUACAAAUGGUACAUUCAUAUAAAAUUAUUAGUUGCAACAUUUUUUAAAUUUUACAACAAAUAUUUGCUUUAAUUUAUUUAAGAUUUUGAAACUAUACCUUUACCCUUUCAAAUGUAAUUUUAAUGUGUUUUUUC
This is a messenger RNA of Uloborus diversus, 598 nucleotides long. Its product is annotated as choline transporter-like protein 4. The transcript is spliced from 4 exons. Gene Ontology annotation, biological process: transmembrane transport. Lineage: Eukaryota; Metazoa; Arthropoda; Arachnida; Araneae; Uloboridae. Gene Ontology annotation, molecular function: transmembrane transporter activity. Gene Ontology annotation, cellular component: membrane. The record is from RefSeq and is a predicted model, not a curated record. Bases 36 to 359 code for a protein of 107 amino acids.